Messenger RNA from Linnemannia hyalina, 753 nucleotides. NCBI's taxonomy places the organism in Eukaryota, Fungi, Mortierellomycota, Mortierellomycetes, Mortierellales, Mortierellaceae. The record is from the annotation of a GenBank genome assembly.
AUGAACAAGUCCGCACCUACUCUCUUUCGUCCAGUGGAGGAGAGACCGGAUGCAGAUACCAACCAUUUUUUCCCUAACGACGGCGACCUUGAGGCUUUUUUCAAUACUUGCCAAUCACAUGUUUCGGACUCCAUUGUGCGCUCGUUACCGGAAGGAUCAACAACGUCCGCCAUUCCUGUUGUUCCUGUCGAGCAACUAGACCUCGUCAAGAGUAUUGUCUUCCCACUUCCAGUUAUGAAACUGGACGAGUCCACCAUUGCAGGAAACUUGUCAGUGCUGCAGAGAAUUACGGAGGUCAAUCUCAAUUUGCCGAAAAUUUGGUUUGCCGACCCCAAGAACACAAUUGUCGCUGGGGAUCAGAUGACAGUGUCACGGCUGCUGACGCUCAAGGUCCACCGAUCCUUCGGUCCUGAUCCUUACCACAGCCUGUCGUGGUCCCCUGGGACCCUGGCAUCGAUUGCAUGUCUGCUGAACCGCAAGCAUUUAAGCAAGGACAAGCUCGUGUUUCACGCCGUCGAUGAGCUCUUGCGGAUAAGUUUUGAUGCGAAGGUGCAGCUGCUCUAUCAGUCUCUGCGGGAUCAUGCUGUAUCGUACGAGUGGCUGUUCAGAACGUCACAGAAAUUAUCACCAAGUCAUGUUGCUCCCAACCUUCGCCAUCGCUGCUUGGCCUUCCGUGUACUACCGCCAACACCAACGCCCUUCUUUUCCUGCGCGAUGUGGCUGUCUACAUUGAGCUUGGCGCGGCCAUCAUAG